Messenger RNA from Condylura cristata (star-nosed mole), 668 nucleotides. RefSeq names its product NADH dehydrogenase (ubiquinone) 1 beta subcomplex, 9, 22kDa (gene NDUFB9). Gene Ontology annotation, biological process: mitochondrial electron transport, NADH to ubiquinone. NCBI's taxonomy places the organism in Eukaryota, Metazoa, Chordata, Mammalia, Eulipotyphla, Talpidae. Bases 41 to 580 code for a protein of 179 amino acids. The record is from RefSeq and is a predicted model, not a curated record. The transcript is spliced from 4 exons.
CCCAGGAGGCCCCGCGGCGGCUGAAGGUGAGCCGGCCGUCAUGGCGUUCUCAGCGCCGGCGGCCUACCUGACCCACCAGCAGAAGGUAUUACGGCUUUACAAGCGGUCGCUGCGCCACCUGGAGUCCUGGUGCAUCCACAGGGACAAGUACCGGUACUUUGCUUGCUUGUUGCGAGCCCGCUUUGACAAACAUAAGAAUGAAAAGGACAUGGUGCGAGCCACCCAGCUGCUGCGGGCGGGGGAGGAAGAGUUCUGGCACAAGCAGCACCCGCAGCCCUACAUCUUCCCCGACUCCCCCGGGGGCACCUCCUACGAGCGCUACGAGUGUUACAAGGUUCCUGAUUGGUGCUUAGAUACCUGGCAUCCUUCUGAGAAGGCAAUGUAUCCUGACUACUUUGCCAAGAGAGAGCAGUGGAAGAAACUGCGAAAGGAGAGCUGGGAACGCGAGGUUAAGCAACUGCAAGAGGAAACCCCACCUGGUGGUCCCAAAACUGAAGCUUUGCCCCCUGCCCGAAAGGAGGGUGACUUGCCCCCACUGUGGUGGCAUAUUGUGACCAGGCCCCGGGAGCGGCCCACGUAGAGGAAGGGAGGAGGCCCUCAGCCGUCGUGCUGGCAAGUGAAGAGUCAGAGUGCAUAUACACACUUGCCCUAAUAAAACCUCAACAGUC